AUGAAUAGCACAGACACCAAUGGAGAAAGACGUGACGAUCAGUUUGAUCUGCGAGAUUCGAAGAUGUCAGAUCACUUUAUUCUGAACCUGGAUGAGUAUCACGAGACUGUGGAGACGCAUUAA
Molecule: messenger RNA, 123 nt
Organism: Peronospora matthiolae
Lineage: Eukaryota; Oomycota; Peronosporomycetes; Peronosporales; Peronosporaceae
Source: the annotation of a GenBank genome assembly